AUGGAUGAUGAUCUCUUUCCAUCAAGUCCUUUCCUAGAUCCGUCAUUCGCGGAAUUUAUCGAUCCUGUCGAUAACUACAACGCUAGCGAUCUAUCAACAACAAUAAUGUCAUCACCGGUAACGACAGCUGGUACUGGUGUCGAAGUAACGUUAAAUGCUACGAAUGAACAUGUGGAGUCGACCAGUAAAUUUUUCAACAAUCCGCUUUUUUCCGAUGCUCAUUUUCGAGUUGGAACGCAAACAUACCAUGUACACAAAUUUAUUCUGGCAAAAGCUAGCGAUGUUUUAGCAACGCUUCUCUAUUCUCAACAAUGGGCAUCACCCAGUGGCGAGAUUCUACUUGAAGAACAAGACGAAUGUCAAGGCGAAGUAUUCGAAAAAUUUCUGAAAUUCUUUUAUACGGCGCAAGUUACACUUGAUACAACUAAUAUCCUCGGCUUAUUAUGUCUCGCAGAUAAAUAUAACGUACAACCUUUACGUAAUUUAUGCUCGCAGUUUAUGACUAUGAAAGCUAAACCGCCCAACGUUCGUAACGCUAUUGCAUGGUAUUCGAUAUCAAAGCAAUUUUCUCUGAAUGAUUUAGGUGUUAUUUGUAUGCACACGGUGGCAUGGAAUAUCGAAUAUCUUUUAUCACCAACAAAUCAAAAUGAAUGGUAUCAAUGUGAUAUUGAUUUUAUCCGUGAUUUACUCUCUACAUCAAAUCUCGUUCUUUCUAAUGAAUAUUGCUUAUACGUAGCUGUUAGCGAUUGGUUACUAGCGCGUUCCUCGAAUACACUACUUCAAGCCUACGCUCAUGAACUUUUACCAUUAAUACGUUUCUCGCAAAUGUUACCGAUACAAUUACAUCAAGUUGAACAGUCAGUUUUAUAUCAGCGAAAUGAUAUCGAACAGAUUCAAGAUCUAUUAAAACGUUUACUAUGUCAAGCAUACCGAUUUCACACGUUAGCGCCGUUGAGAAGAGAAAUUCAUAAACCAGAAUUCGUGCCAUUAGAAUGGUAUCUGCCAAGACAAUACACUGAAAUGAACAUUACGGAUCGGGUGGACAUUCAAUCCACGCUCCGAUUCGGUAUUCAAGUUGACGUUCAAACCUCGUCAUCGCCUGUUCCAUCAGUCGAUCGAACUGCUGACUGGAAAGUUGUGUACCGAAAACGUAGCCACGAUAAAUGGACACUUAAGGUACAUCGCCACGACGCAGUUUAUGAAACCCAUGCUCAAGUGACAGCAAUCAUUUAUGAUAAUGAACGGCGUGUUCUACAAGUUGAGCAAAGUGAAACAUUUACAUUCACAACAUCGAAUCAAUAUGAACUGGAAAUCGUUUUGAGUAAUCCAUCGGAAGCGAAAGAAUUGUAUCUUUUAAUUAAACCAGUUAUUCCCUAA
This is a messenger RNA of Adineta ricciae, 1377 nucleotides long. The record is from the annotation of a GenBank genome assembly. NCBI's taxonomy places the organism in Eukaryota, Metazoa, Rotifera, Eurotatoria, Adinetida, Adinetidae.